AUGGUUUCUGAGUCAUGUUGGUUGCGAAAUUUUCUUCUGGAACAUCAUUGUCGUAUGCAACAAGCUACAUUGGUGUAUUAUGAUAAUAUACUUAAGAUUUUCCUUGUUCUUAUUCUGAUUGCUGAUAUCAAAUAUCAGUCUAUCUUCAGGUGGGGGUUGUUGAUGGUUAAGAUUUUCUUUGUUCUUAUUCUGAUUGUUGGUACUGUUGCUUGUCCAUGCUAUACUAGAUGGAUCAAUCACGGGGAAUGGGAUAUCAAGUUGAAUGUUGAUGAUGAUAUGGUUUACUCGUGUGAUGAUAUUGAUGGGUUGUUGAAUGAUCAAUUUAGAGAUGUUGCACAGGCUGGAGGAGUUUAUGAUUGUCCAAAAGAAGAUGCCAAGAAAUUCUAUAGCUUACUUGAAGAGGAAAACCAAGAAUUAUUUUCUGGUUGUAUAGGUUUCUCUAAAUUAUCAUUCACACUUCGCUUAUAUUUGUUGAAGUUUUUACAUGGAUGGAGCAAUGAAUCAUUCACUUCUCUUCUAGAGUUAUUAAAAGAGGCGAUGUCCGAGUUGAACAUUCCUCAAUCUUACAAUAAAACCAAGUCUAUGGUUAAGAAUCUUGGUCUGGAUUAUGAUAAAAUUGAUGCAUGUCCAAAUGAUUGCAUGUUGUUCAGGAAUGAUCAUAAGGAUGACAAAUUUUGUCAUAAUUGUAGAGCUUCACGAUAUAUUCAAGCUCCUAAAGUUGAUAGUGAGCUUGAGUCUUCAAAAAAACAACAUCGAGUUUCUGCAAAGACUUUGAGACACUUUCCAUUAAUUCCUAGACUCAAAAGGCUAUUUAUGUGCUCAAAGACGGCAGAUUCUUUGAGGUGGCAUGAAGAGGAACGUUCUAAAGAUGGAAAGUUAAGGCAUCCCGCUGAUGGUCUAGCAUGGAAAGACUUUGAUAGGGUGCAUCCAGAUUUCGCACAAGAUUGUCGCAAUGUGAGACUUGGCUUGUCAAGUGAUGGAUUCAAUCCAUUUCGUACCAUGAAUGCUUCCAGAAAUGAAACUUUUCAAAUGCGGGUAACUCUUAUGUGGACAAUGAGUGAUUUUCCUGCAUAUGUUAUGUUAUCUGGUUGGAGUACAAAAGGAAAGUUUGCUUACCCUUGGUGUAACUAUGGCACUAAUUCUCGCUAUCUUAAACAUAGUCAGAAAAUGUUCUAUAUGGAUCAUCGUGUUUUUCUACCGAUGGAUCAUCCAUGGAGAUCAAACAAAAGAUCAUUCAAUGGAAAAACUGAAUUUAGGCCUCCUCCAGCUCCUUUAAAGGGAAUUGAUGUUCUUAAUAUCUUACGUGAUUUUGAAAAUGUGUUUGGGAAGAAGAAAAAGAGAUCAUAUGAUGGCCCAUGGAAAAAAAGGUCAAAUUUUUUUGAAUUACCUUACUUGAAACACAACUUGUUACGUCACAACCUUGAUGUAAUGCACAUAGAGAAGAACAUAGUUGAUAGCAUACUUGGAACUCUUUUGGAUAUUUCAGGAAAAACAAAAGAUCAUGCAAAAGCACGGUAUUAUUUAAAAGAUAUGGGAAUUAGGAAGAACCUUCAUCCACAAGAUACAGAAGAUAGUAAGAGAACAAAGUUUACAAAGGCAUGCUUCUCAAUGACAAAUGGAGAGAAAUCCAUCUUUUGUGGAGUUUUAAAGACAGCUAAGCUACCUGAUGGUAGUGCCUCCAAUAUAUCUAGGUGUGUGCACUUGGAUGAAAGAAAGGUGUCUAAUUAUAAAACCCAUGAUGCUCCUUUUAUGUUACAUUACUUGCUUCCAAUACCAAUUAAAAGCAUUCUUCCUGAUCAUGUGGCUAUUCCUUUGAUUCGUCUAAGUUCCUUCUUCCAUCGUUUGUGA
Messenger RNA from Solanum lycopersicum (tomato), 1848 nucleotides. NCBI's taxonomy places the organism in Eukaryota, Viridiplantae, Streptophyta, Magnoliopsida, Solanales, Solanaceae. The record is from RefSeq and is a predicted model, not a curated record.